AUGCUGCGCCAGGCUAUCCAAGGAGCCCGAUGGUGUCAGCAUGUGGCACGCAGCCCAUCGACACGCGCUUCACGCCGGGCCUUCUCCGUCCUAACUCCGCGGCGUCUUGAUUUUGGCGGUCCAAACGACAAAGUCACCUUCUAUGAACAAGAGUCCCCCGAGAGCAAAAUCCGACGCAAAGUUGAUCCCGAAGCGGAAGAUAAUGAGGAGCGAGAGAAAGUCAAGAAGGAGCUCGCGAAGCUCCAGGAUGAACUGAAGGUCUUGGAGGAGGGACCUUUUGCCCCCAACAGCCCUUUCAUCAAGAGUUUGCCCGAAGAAGAUAGGAGGGUUGCUUUGGAAGCUCUAAGAAAAUAUGACGAGGAAAAUCCCAAGCCCGCGGACCAGCCUAGGUUGGAUCAGGUUUUCGACCAAGAGCUUGAUGAUAUGCUUCGGGAGGAAUUUGAGGGCCUUGCAACGGAAGAAGAAAAUUGGGAGGAUGGCGUCAAGCAGCGGCGCAGUUUAGCUGCCAAACAGUCUGCUGCCGCGAAGCGCGCAGGCGCAGAAUCCCAUCCCUAUGCUACUAAAUUCAACAAUUAUUUACGACAACUCCAAGAAAAGAUGUCGGAUGAGCAGGCUCGACAAGAAUUGUGGAAGUGGUAUCGACGAUGCAAACAGACCAUCCCAGGUUUUUUGACAAUAAUGCCUGAGAGAGCAUUCGACACAAUAUGGGAUUCGCAAGCAAUGGGAGAGCACGACCAGGCGACCCGAUCAACACAUUUGAAAAUUCUGGCCCAGGACGCUGCAUCUAUCGGCCAGGCCCUUGCUACGCCUCAGAUUCUGUCGUAUAUUACAUCUCUACAUGAAAGUGGCUCUACCAAUCUUGCACUGGAGCAGUGGGAGGCAUACCAGGCAGAGCUGUCCCAAAAAAAGGAAGACUUGGAAGAAUAUUGGAAACUUGGAGUACGAUUAUUUGCAGCAGACAAUAACCCCCAACGAGCCCAGGAUAUUGCUUUGGCUUUCCUGGCAAACGACCGAACUCGUCAGCCACGCGUGCUCAUUCCUGUCAUUACAGCAUGGGGAAGGCUUCCUGGAAAGGAAGCCGAAGUGAAGGCUUGGGCGCUUUAUCUGCAACUGAAGACAUUCUUGGGUUCGGAAAUGACCAUGGAUGAUUACGAUCAGAUCAGCAUUGCCCUGCUGACAGCCGGCCGAUUGGAUACCGCGGUCGCAAUCUUCAAGGAUAUGAUGGUCACUGGAAAAGACCCGGCUAACGACUCAACUGCUUUGUACAAGGCGGCUUUAGGCCUGGCGGGUAACCUUCAUGCAUCUAGUAUCAAUGAACAUGAAGUGAACAAAGUCUCCUUGUCUGCUCUCAAGGUGCUACCUCGUCAGUUUCAAAAUCGAUUUUUCUAUGCAAGCUGGAUGAAAAAGCUCAUCGGCAUGGGCGAGGUCGAUUCGGCUGCUCUGGUCAUCGAACUCAUGUAUGAACGAUGUGUCAAGCCCGAUACCAAGCAUUUGAAUGGAAUCAUCGCGGGCUGGCUCCGUGACGGAAACACAACUGCACGCGAUAAGGCGGAGCGACUUGGGUGGGCCAUGAUCCAAAAGCGCAUCGAUAUUGUAUGGAAGCGAUUUCAAACAGCUGAGAGUUCCCCCCAACUUCAAAUCAGACAUGAAGAGACCAAAUCUGUCCGCAUGCCCCAAUUUAUGAAGAGAGGCGUCCCGCCUGCGAGCAUUGAGACAUUUUCCAUUCUUCUUCUUCAUUACACACGCCGGGGUGAUGAUGAUAUGGUCAAAUACUUGGCCAAGUGCCUUGGAGAUGCACAGAUCAGGCCAAACUCUUACUUUAUGAACCAUCUUCUAUACGCGGAACUCCGAAAGCAAGACGUGAAAACACUCUGGACCAAGUUCCAAACUAUGUCUGCCGCCAUCCGACCUGACGUGGAAACAUAUGCCUGCCUCUGGGAUUGCGCCAAGCUCCAAUACGACCGUGGACGUACUGCUUUCGAUGUGGGAUUCCCAUCAGCACGUCACCUCUAUGCGAACAUGAUGUCUUGGUAUUCCCAGUUAUCUCCUCGCGCCCAACAGACUGCACAGGCACAGAUGCCCAAAGCUCUGUUUGAUCAAAUUGUGCGAUGUUUCUGUCUGUCCAAGGAUAUCUCUGGGACGUUAGUCGUCAUCCACUCAAUGCAUUCGGUAUUUGGUUUUGUGCCAGACGACACUACCGCUCGUAUGAUAGUACUUCAGAUUGCGCGACUGGCUGGUGUGCCGGCCGAUACGCCGAAACGACGCCUCCGUCGCUUGUCUUCGACACCACGAAGCAAAGAGAAUAUUGGGCAAGUCAGCCGCCUCUUGCAAUUGUUGGGUGAUCGCAAAGCAGAAAACCUAAGAUUGCGAGGUUUAAGUCUCGAACAAUUGGAUCCACAUGAGAUGGAACAGUAUCAACUGGAGAUCAUGGCUAGUCUGCUACGUAUUGUGAUGAGUCGAGCAGACGCCUUGGAUCCAGCUCAAGUCGAAAGCAAACUCAAGAUAGCGGCGAAGGAGAUGUUAGCCGAACAGAUCGACUUAGGGUUGCCCUUGGGAGUAGAUGAUAGCAAGCUUUUGUAA
Messenger RNA from Penicillium paradoxum, 2580 nucleotides. RefSeq names its product pentatricopeptide repeat protein. Lineage: Eukaryota; Fungi; Ascomycota; Eurotiomycetes; Eurotiales; Aspergillaceae. Bases 1 to 2580 code for a protein of 859 amino acids. The record is from RefSeq and is a predicted model, not a curated record. Gene Ontology annotation, molecular function: protein binding. The transcript has a single exon.